This is a messenger RNA of Plasmodium vinckei vinckei, 627 nucleotides long. Its product is annotated as conserved Plasmodium protein, unknown function. The transcript is spliced from 9 exons. The coding region runs from base 1 to 627 and encodes 208 amino acids. Lineage: Eukaryota; Apicomplexa; Aconoidasida; Haemosporida; Plasmodiidae. The record is from RefSeq and is a predicted model, not a curated record.
AUGUUUAGAAACGUGUUUGUUCUUUUACUAGCAUUUUUUUGUUUCCUGAAGCAUCUAGUUCAUUGUGACACGAUAAUAGUAGAUUCUAGUGAUCCCAUCGAUAACUUUGAUAAAGAAACCGUUUUGAACCUUGAAGAUAAAGUUUUUAACAUAUUUUUAGACAAAAGUGCCACAAGCAGAAAUAUAGUAACUAAAUACCAAAGUGUCUUAAAAAAUAGCACUACCAUAAAUGAAUCAUGUGAUUAUGUUAAGGAUUUAAUAAAAGGACGAAAUCUAAAAUAUUUUGACGAAUUAGAGACAACGAAAUAUGCAAAUUCAGAUGACAUAUAUACGUUUUCUAUCUACGUAUAUACAGCUACAAGUGACGAAGAUAUAAAUAAAAUUUACAAGAAACACCCUAAUUAUAUAUCUUAUUUAACUGUAUGCAAAGAAGGUGACGUUUUUGAUAAUCCCGACGAUGCUAAAGAGAACAAAAACGUUUAUCACACCAAUCCGACUAUCUUAUCUCAGGAAAUGAUAAUUCUUUUAAUGAUUUUUUUCCUUUUUAUUGGAUUCUACGCUUUAGUAAAUAUUAAUACCCCAAGAAUGUUCGAAGAAAGACAAUUAAUGAUAAAUAAAGAGCAUUAA